Messenger RNA from Trachemys scripta elegans, 5243 nucleotides. It is a transcript of the gene PALLD, whose product is annotated as palladin, cytoskeletal associated protein. Bases 212 to 4588 code for a protein of 1458 amino acids. NCBI's taxonomy places the organism in Eukaryota, Metazoa, Chordata, Testudines, Emydidae. The record is from RefSeq and is a predicted model, not a curated record. The transcript has 22 exons.
UGAAUCCUCGGAUAGAUAUUAGUUUAGCUACUGCAUCUCUAGUUAAAAGAAAUGGAUCGUAGAUAAGAAGAUAAAAAGAAACAUACCAAAUUAACCAAAAUAAAAAUGCAGUAUAUGAAUGCUAGAAAGGUACAGGUGCAUUUUUGACAGAAAACUCAGACAAAACUCUCACUGAAGUCUUUAAUCAGGCAAAACUUCUUCCUGAGCAAGCAUGCAAGACAGAAGGCAUGAACAGGUGGUGUCUCUACCCUUAAUGCUAAAGGAGGCUUACUCAGCAGAGAAAAGAGCCCACGAGGAUUACUCUGAAAACAUGUCAGAGGCUUCCUCCUUUCAUGACUUUUUUUAUGAUUCCCUAUCAGGCAUACAGGAUGGAGAGGUUUCUAAUGAGCUAUCUGCAUUUCUCAGCAAGGAGGAGAUAAGUAAAAGCCUUGAUCUUGCCAGAGAAGCUAUUGCUAAUUCAGUGAAGGAGAAUCAGAAUAUAGAGCAGGAGUUCACUCAUCAUUUCAACACUUAUCCAAACUCAUCAGAAUAUGCUUCUUCUAGAAAGACCAAAGUCCACGAACAAGAAGAUUUGAGGACGCUUCAGCUGAGCAGUCCAAAUUCACUAUUCAGCACAGCUCAAACUCUCCCAGAGCAACAGAAACAGCAACCACCCACAUCCCCUCAGGCAGCAAGCAGCAUUUGCACUGUUCCUGGGAGGCAAGGCAACAUCUCGCCCUCGCUAAUGGCUAGCCCCAGCUUUAUUCGGAGUCUAAGAAAUGCAGAGAGAUGUAGUCCAAAUACGCAAAAGACAAGCCCAAAAUCCAAAUCAAUAUCCCAGGGAGAUGCUCCUUUCAAGAACAAGCUGUGUGACAAGGCUGCCAUGUUCAUUGAAGAACUUUCUUCCAUAUUUAGAGAAGCAGCAAAGGCAAGAGGAGGCAGGAGUCCCAAUGGGGACUCCUCUUCUCCAGACAGUGGAUACCUGUCUCCUAAAAAGAAACAGUCAGCCAUGAUAAAUGCCUCAGUGAAUCAGAGCCCUGGUAGAGCAUAUCCAGAAACCAAACCUGAAGCAAAGUUACCUGAGACUCACCACAAUGGAGAGCCCUUCCCUGACAGGAAGUAUGUCACUCAAGAAAGUGAAAUUGCCUUUCACCAUGAGCUCACCAAUCCGGGUAGCUAUCAGUCUUCAGCUCCUCGAUUUACUCAGAAACUCCGGAGCCAGGAAGUAGCUGAAGGAAGCAAGGUGCUGCUGGAGUGCAGAGUUGCUGGAAACCCAACACCUCAUGUCAGAUGGUUCUGUGAAGGGAAAGAGUUGCAGAAUUCCCCUGAUAUUCAGAUCCAUUGUGAAAGUGGAGGCCUUCAUUCACUAGUCAUAGCAGAAGCCUUUGAGGACGAUACCGGACGUUACACUUGCCUGGCAUCAAAUUCUGUUGGCUCUGAUAGUACUUCAGCAGAAAUAUUCAUUGAAGGUGUCAGCUCAACAGAUUCUGAGAGUGAAAGUUUAGUUUUCAAGUCAAAAUCUGGAGCUAUGCCACAGGCCCAGAAGAAAACCACUUCUGUUUCCUUAACAAUAGGAUCUUCUACUCCAAAGGCUGGAGUCACCACAGCUGUAAUUCAGCCUAUCUCUGUACCCAUUCAACAGGUCCAAAGUCCUACGUCAUAUCUGUACCGACUAGAUGGAUCCAAGCCUGUCUGCUCCACACCCAUUUUUACAAAGGAGCUGCAAAACUCCACAGCAUCUGAAGGACAGGUUGUUGUACUAGAGUGCAGAGUCAGGGGAGCUCCUCCCUUGCACGUCGAGUGGUUUCGACAGGAUGUUGAAAUCCAAGAUUCUCCAGAUUUCAGAAUUCUCCAGAAAAAGCCCCGGUCUGCAGCUGAACCUGAAGAGAUAUGUACAUUAGUAAUUGCAGAGACUUUUCCUGAAGAUGCAGGAACCUUCACAUGCACAGCAACAAAUGAAUAUGGGUCAGUGACAAGCAGUGCACAACUUACCGUCUGCUCAGCCAACUCUGAAAGCUCUAGCCAUGAGCUGUCAACAAGAGAAUCCAACAGUGAUGAUUUCCAACAUUUCCCACCUCCCCCUCCAGUUCUUGAGAUUAGUUCUCUUGAGCUUCCUCCAAAGAAGCAUACAGAGAGCCAACAGGUGAACAACACAGAAUUUAGACCCAACAUAGCAGCCGUUCAGUUACAGCUCAACACUGCUGAGAAGAAAACCAAUGGCAUCCAUCCCAGUCAUGAAGCAAAUGGAGUGAUUAACAGCAAAGCUUGUAAUGAUAAAUCUGCCCCAGCUCCAGAUGUCCUGCUUUCACCCACAAAGGAACCACCACCAGUCCUUGCCAAACCAAAGCUGGACCCUCUAAAACUACAACAACUGCAGAACCAAAUUCGUCUGGAACAAGAAGGUGGCCAGCGGUACCAUCACCACCAGCAACAUCAAAACCCUCCCCCAUCUCCUCCUUUUCCUCCUCCCCCGUCUUUCCAGGAGCUGGUGUCCUGCCAGUCUGUCACUUCUCCUGUGCAAAUGAGCAUUCUCAACUCCCACACUUCCCCAACCAUGCAGUCAUCCAGCACUUUCAACUAUGCCCGGCCUAAACAGUUCAUUGCUGCUCAGAACAUCAGCCCUGCUUCAGGUUAUGUAACUCCUUCAUCUGGGUCUUCCACAUCCAGCCUUCCAUCCCCUAUGUCUCCAACUGCCUCUCAGAAACAAUUUGGCAGAGCACCUGUUCUCCCUUUCUCCCAACCAUUUGCUCCAGAAGGGGAGUACCUGUGGUCUCCAUCUUCCUCUUCGCCCCCACCCCCUCCCCCACCAGUCUUUAGUCCAACUGCAACAUUUUCAGUUUCUGAUUCCUUCCCACUUCCCCCACCUCCUCCUCCUCCUCUCCCUUCCUCAGUUUCCUCACCUUCCCGCAGUCUUUCUCCAACUGCUAGAUUCUCUAACUCCAGCCAGUGUCCAGCAGCGUUCCUUAGCUCCAUGUUACCAUCCCAGCCACCGCCUAUAUCUGUCAAUGCACUAGGACUUCCAAAAGGUGUUAUGCCUCCGGGAUUUCCAAAGAAAACAGGCAGAACUGCUAGGAUAGCAUCUGACGAAGAGAUUCAAGGGACAAAAGAUGCUGUCAUACAAGACCUGGAAAGAAAACUUCGUUUCAAGGAAGAACUUUUGAACAAUGGCCAGCCGAGGUUAACUUAUGAGGAGAAGAUGGCACGUCGACUACUGGGUGCUGACAAUGCUGCAACUGUCUUUAAUAUACAGGAACCAGACGAAGAGCCCACUACACAGGAAGCUUGCUCUCUUGAUGCUUCUAUAAAGAGUCCUGUGGAUAAUCAAAAGGAGUAUAAAGUCUCCAGCUUUGAGCAAAGACUGAUCAGUGAGAUUGAAUACCGCCUGGAGAGGUCUCCUGUGGAGGAAUCGGAUGAUGAGGUGCAGCAUGGAGACAAGUCCACUGAUAACAGUGUGGCACCAUAUUUUGAGAUGAAGCUGAAACAUUACAAAAUCUUUGAAGGAAUGUCAGUCACAUUUACAUGCAGAGUGGCUGGAAAUCCAAAGCCAAAGAUUUAUUGGUUCAAAGAUGGGAAGCAAAUCUCUAAAAGGAGUGAUCACUACAAAAUUCAAAGAGAUCCGGAUGGGACCUGCUCUCUCCACACUACAGCCUCCACCCUGGAUGAUGAUGGGAAUUACACUAUCAUGGCUGCCAACCCCCAGGGCAGAAUAAGCUGUACUGGAAGGUUGAUGGUUCAGGCUGUCAAUCAGAGAGGACGGAGUCCUCGAACACCCCCCAGCCAGCCUCAUAUCAGAAGACCUCGAUCUCGAUCAAGGGACAGUGGUGAUGAAAAUGAACCAAUUCAGGAACGAUUCUUCCGACCUCAUUUCCUGCAGGCUCCCGGAGACCUGAUUGUUCAAGAAGGAAAACUCUGCAGAAUGGACUGCAAGGUCAGUGGAUUACCAACUCCAGAUCUAAGCUGGCAACUCAGUGGAAGACCAAUUCGUCCUGACAGUUCUCACAAAAUGUUGGUGCGUGAGAACGGUGUACACUCUCUGAUCAUAGAGCCAGUCACGGCUAGGGAUUCUGGAAUCUAUACGUGCAUUGCCACCAAUCGAGCUGGUCAAAACACAUUCAGCCUGGAGCUCAUUGUUGCAGCUAAGGAAGAACACAAGGCACCUGUGUUUCUAGAGAAGCUACAGAACACAGGAGUGGCUGAUGGAUAUCCCGUGCGACUGGAGUGCCGAGUCUCUGGGGUGCCAUAUCCUCAGAUAUUUUGGAAGAAAGAGAAUGAGUCACUUACUUACAACACUGAAAGAGUGAGUAUGCACCAGGAUAACCAUGGCUACAUUUGCCUGCUUAUUCAGGGAGCUACAAAAGAAGAUGCUGGUUGGUAUACUGUGUCAGCUAAGAAUGAGGCUGGGAUUGUGUCCUGCACUGCCAGGCUUGAUGUUUACACUCAGUGGCAACAACAACCUCAAACCACCAAGCCAAAGAAGGUGCGUCCCUCAGCCAGUCGAUAUGCAGCACUUUCUGACCAAGGACUAGACAUCAAGGCAGCAUUCCAGCCUGAAGCAAACCCAGUUCAUCUGACAUUGCAGUCUGGCUUGGUAGAGAGCGAUGACCUGUAGACCUGAGCUGCCAGAUCCAUCAUUUUCUUUCAAAGCAGAAACACUGAAAGCCAUUGCCUUGACCAAUGAUUCUUCUAUGUCACUUUAUGUAAAGCCAGACACCUUCAAGUACAAAAAUCCCCACCUUAACCAUAUAUUUCUUAUUCCUACCAAAUUAGGAUAGAUAGCUGAUUAAUAGAAAUAUUCACAUUGCACAGAAAACCACAUUCACUUUUCAGUUCCUUAUGCCUAUAUUGCUAGAAUUCUUAUGAAUAACCUUUUUCAUAAAGGCCAAAAUACUGAACUGAACCAGAUUUUUCAGAAGUAAACAGUACAGUAUUUAUCACUGAGUUCCUUCCUAAGCAAGAUGUAGAUGCUACAUGGUAUUAAUGGUGAGAGAAGUUUCAUUUAAGGCUAUUAGACCAUAAAGGAAAUUAACAUGUAUGGUUAUCUUUUUACAAUUCAAAAUGGCAAUGCAGCGUGAUAGCUACAGAGAACAAGUGCAAUAGUGUAAGAAUAAAACAGGAAGUGAGAAGGAAAAACAAACGAAUACCUUGUCUCUACAAUGAGAAAGGAAAUACAUGCCUUAAAAUGUUAGAACUGCCAAUACUAUAUAGCAAGGCUGACACCUUUGUUCUUAAAAAAAUUCUUAUUUUUUUUCUUUUUUUGGUCAGCG